Messenger RNA from Menidia menidia (Atlantic silverside), 4284 nucleotides. The record is from the annotation of a GenBank genome assembly. Lineage: Eukaryota; Metazoa; Chordata; Actinopteri; Atheriniformes; Atherinopsidae.
AUGUCACCCGGCGAGAGAGAUGAUGGCUUCGACUUCGAGGUCGGUAAACAUACUAUCCAGGGUCCCAUGAAGAUACUGUACACACCCAAGAUGACUGCUGUCUGGCCCUCUGAAAGCACACCAGAGGGGGCUGAGGCCGGGGCUGGGACAGCAGCCACUGCUGGGAAUAGCUCAGUUUCUGGGGCUGAUUCCCGGGAGUCUAACAGAGACUCUGUCGGCGGUUCUGCCGGAGGCACCGUUGUUACCAGCGGCCAAAGGCACAGCCGCUGGAGCCGCCAGGACAGUUCUGACAUCAACACAGACGAUGAGGGGGCCACUAUUCGACGCCUUACUCCCCUGGAAAGGCUUAACCUGGAUAUGUGCCAGGAUGAAAGGGUGGUCCGUGAACUAACUGUAGGCAGAAGAAUAGCUUUUUACAAGAUUAGAGGAGAGAUUGGAUGUGGAAAUUUCUCCCAUGUCAAGCUUGGAAUUCAUGCCCUCACAAAAGACAAAGUGGCCAUUAAGAUCUUAGACAAAACCAAGCUUGACCAGAAGACCCAGAGGCUGCUGUCCAGAGAGAUCUCCAGCAUGGAGAAACUGCAUCACUCCAACAUUAUACGCCUCUAUGAGGUGGUUGAGACUUUGACGCGGUUACAUCUGGUGAUGGAGUACGCAGGUGGUGGGGAGCUCUACACUAAAAUCACUACAGAAGGAAAGCUAUCUGACACUGAUGGCAAGAUCGUCUUUGCUCAGAUCCUCUCUGCUGUGAAACACAUGCAUGAAAAUGACAUUAUCCACCGUGAUCUGAAAGCAGAAAAUGUCUUCUACACCAGCAGCUCUUGUGUCAAAGUGGGCGACUUUGGCUUUAGCACUCUGAGCCGUCGUGACGAGACGCUGAACACGUUCUGUGGCUCUCCACCGUAUGCCGCACCAGAGCUCUUUCGGGACGAGCAUUAUAUUGGAAUUUUUGUCGACAUCUGGGCCCUGGGGGUGAUGCUCUUCUUUAUGAUGACGGGCACCAUGCCAUUUAGGGCAGACACUGUGGCCAAACUGAAGAGAUGCAUCAUGGAGGGGGCCUACGUCCUGCCCACCUGGGUGCCCGAGGCGUGCCAGAAGCUGAUCAGAGGGAUCCUCCAGCCCAUCCCAUCUGACCGCUGUACGGUGGAGCAGAUGGUGGGCUGUGAGUGGCUGCUCCCCGUGGACAUUCCGCACGCCAUGGAACCCUUUAAACUAGAGCCAUCUUAUCUAGCUGAAAGUGAGCCAUCUGAACUCCUGGAGGAGGAAUUGGAAGUGAAGGGAGCCCUCGAGAGUCUUGGAAUCACCUCAGAACACAUCCUUAACAACCAGGGCAAAGACUGCAGGAGCUCCAUCACUGGCAUCUACAGGAUCCUGCUGCAUCGAGCUCACAGGAGGCGGGUUGUGGAGACCAUUCCAAAAGUCACACAAAAAGUUGGACCAGCUACAACGAGUAAGAAGGAAAGAUUAAAAAUGUCGGUCGCUGAAGACCUUCCUGAGGUGGAUGGAGCAGACCUGUUGGGGCUGCUGUUCCAGGAUGGAGAAGAUGGAUCCACUGAGCCCUUCUUCCCUGAUGGAAAUGGGCUAAUUGAAUCCUGGCUGUCUGAACAAGAUAUGCUAACAGGUAUGGACACAGAGGAUUUUCUGUCCAGCCUGUUGGAUGGAGAGGACAACAUGGAAGCAAUAUGUCCCUCUAAGUCUCCAUCGGGGAGCGACAGUGGCAUUUCUGAUGACAGCAGCACCGGGGCCGGGAACAGCAAUCUCCCAGGAUGUCCGAGUCCUGAAGGCAGCGACAGUGAUGUGGUGCCUAGUCCCAGCUAUUCUCAGCCCAGCCCCCUGCACUCCGACACAGCUCUGACCUUUGAAGAGCCACAGACGGAGAACGUUGAGGCCUUGACCGUCCGAGCUGACCACAGCUACUCACUGCUGCAGGGGGGGGCCGCAGACAUGGACCUGCUGCAGAGCGUCCGGGCAGAGAAGCCAGACACAGAUGUUUUCAUUGACCUUGAUGAUCUUGUAAGCGAUGCAAUGGAUGAGGACAUCAUUGGUGAGCUUCCAUGUACUUUGGCAAUCGAGGACUUGACACAGGAUUCAUUACAGACAAACAAAGCUGAUCAAUUCCAGUUUAAAGAGAUCGUUCUCACAGAGGAGGAAAAGCGUCUUUUGGCAAAAGAGGGAGCUACCAUUCCUACUCAGAUGCCUCUCACAAAGGCCGAGGAGAGGACUCUGAAAAGGGUCAGGAGGAAAAUCCGCAACAAGCAGUCUGCCCAAGAGAGCCGCAAAAAGAAGAAAGUCUAUGUUGAUGGACUUGAAAACAGGGUUGCCAUCUGCACUGCACACAACCUGGAACUACAGAAGAAAGUCCAGAUGCUUCAGAAACAGAACAUUUCCCUGAUAGAGCAACUGCGAAAACUUCAGGCAAUUGUGAAGAUGUCGACUUUGAAGGCCAGCACAACCAGCACUUGUGUCAUGGUUUUCCUGCUGUCUUUCUGUCUCAUCAUCUUUCCAACAGUCAAUCCGUUUGGUGGAAACGCUGACAAAAAGGAACUCUACACCCCUUCCUCCAUCAUCUCCCGGACCUUGCGCUCAAUGCCCCCAGAAAGCACAGAAGGCAUAUCUUACCUUCAGCCCGAGGAGGAGGAGGAGGAGUUUGUCUUAGUGCCCCAACCCGUGGAGAACACCAAAGCCAUAUUUGCGGGCGGUCAGAAGAAUCACACCCCAGAUUACCAGAGAGUGGAGCAACCUGACUCGGAAACAGGCGUCAACAGCAACUCCUCAGCGGACUUCCCCGUUCCUGCCCAGACAGCAGAGCUGAAGCCGGGCCCGCCCCAGGAAGGAUCCAUCGACGCUGUAGUAGCAUCCGCUGUGGCAUAUGAAGUCCCAGGAUCCAAGGAUCCCUGGAUAGACCGAAGCCCUCCAUCAGUCAUUUUACAGCAGCACCGCUCUGAUGAGAUGUAGUGGGGUUUUUUUUAUAAUCAACAACCAGUAGAGGGAGCCAUAUUUCUAAUGGUACCAGAUGGAAACUAAAACUUUUAAGAGGGAAAAAAAAGGAAGGGAAAAAUAACCUUAUUCAUCCAUAUAUAGGAUCCAUUUUUUCUCACUGCUUCUCCUAUAUAAGAACAGCCUUCUUAUGUAGUUCAGUCACUUCAUUUGCACUUUGCUCUAACUCCAAUGCUUCAGAGGGAAAAAAAAAGAACUGGAGAGCUAUUUUAACACAUUUCUGCAGCGUAAACUACUGUACUCACUGAUCAGGCCGGUGCAAAUAUAGCACAUGUGCUAAAGGGCACAUGCCACUCAUGUGGCCUUAAUGGCUCUUGCCUUGUUGUACAACACGGUCCAGAUGACCGCAACCAGUUAAUUAAGUUCUGCCAGUACAGGAACAUUUAUAACUGGUAGAAGUACCUCAAGAAUACAAGUUGAUGGUAUUCUGAAUUUAUCUCCAGGUUUAGGGGGUGGGGGGUUGUUUGACACCCUCCCCAAAAUCUGAAAUGACACAGCCAUAGCAAAUUAUCUUGAAAAACAAGUAGUCCAGUGGUUUGCACUGCAAACCAGUCAGCAAUAUAUGUUGUAGAGUAGACAGUAGGCUGUUAGACGCUCAUGAAGCUUGAACAAAGUGGUAGUUUGACCACUGUAUGUAACGCUUAAGCCAUUGCAGGACAUUUGGCCACUUAGAAGACUUGAAAAUUUGUUAGUAUUUCCCUUGUAACAAGGGUAGCCAUGCUCAUUUUAAUUUUGGAAUGCUUUGUUUUUAUGUUGUACAGUAAAGCAAGAUUUAGAAAAGUAAAGAUAAAGAACAACAUGCCACACCUCUGAAUUUAUUAAUGUCAGUAAAAACCCAGCCAACUUCUGAAAAGUACAUUUGAACUGUUCUUGGGAAAGUUCUUUCCUUUCUAAGCGUUUGAAAUACCUUAGUACCCGCGUGCUAAGUGUGAGGGGUUUGGUAUUUUUGCUCAGCAAACAGUUUUGCAGGAAAGAGUACCCAAAAAUGUAAUGACCUGUUUUGUCAGUGAAGCAUUUUGUCAUUAUUUUUGUGUAUUCCUUUUGUUACUGUCAGUAAUCAAUGGUAUCCAAAUUGUAAUGAAAGUACUUUGUGAUAAUUGACAGGCAGUAAGAUUUUAGGUGUUAAUCAUGUCAAACAAAUGCACUGGCAUCUGAAAUCGUCCAUGAAUGAAAUGUAAAUACAUUGAAUGAUUGUUACUCUUUGUGUACAUAUGAUCUCUUUAUGUAUAAGACAUGUCUGGAUAUAUAUAAUAAACUUUUUUAUAUACUGUAUAAACAAGAAAAAAAUCU